Messenger RNA from Micromonas commoda, 1209 nucleotides. RefSeq lists its product with no specific name. NCBI's taxonomy places the organism in Eukaryota, Viridiplantae, Chlorophyta, Mamiellophyceae, Mamiellales, Mamiellaceae. Gene Ontology annotation, cellular component: cytoplasm. The transcript has a single exon. Gene Ontology annotation, biological process: protein folding. The record is from RefSeq and is a predicted model, not a curated record. Bases 1 to 1161 code for a protein of 386 amino acids.
AUGGUCAACUACGACAAGUGGGACAAACUCGACCUCGGCUCCGACGACGACGAGCCCCGGACCCGCGGCCGGCCGCAGGUCACGCGCCUCGAGGGCCCAUCGACGGUCACCUUCGGCGGCGGGCGCGGCGACGUCGUCGACGUCAGGGUGGAUGCGCCGCGACCGACGAACGAGCCGAUCCGGGCGGCGAAGGCGUCCGACAAAGCGCCGGUGCGCAACACCCUGGACGCAUCGUACGCCAAGUUCGACGCCCUGGCGGGCGACAUCUCGUCCGACGACGACAUCAACGACUACUACGAGGACGAGUACCACGCGCAGAUGGACGCGGCGAGGCGAGCGGAGUUCGAGGACACCCUUCGCAAUCCCGACGGCACGUGGAAGGAACUGCCCCCGCUGGUGCGCCAACCCGGCAAGUACAUCGGCGAUAUGCCCCCGCCGUCGUACCCGCCCCCGGACGUGGCGGAGGCCGAGUUGAUGGCGGACAUGGACAGGCUCGCCGAGCGCACCGAGGCGUUCACCAGAAACGGCGCAGCCGAGAAUGCGAUCGAGUCGUCCGAGAAGGACGCCGCCGCCGAGUCUGAAGACAAAGGUGAUCCCGCCGAGUCUCAGCAGCGAGCCGGGUACAUGUGGAGCCAGGAGCACGACGAGUGCGUCCUGAGCGUCGUCGUUCCCCCGGGUACCAAGGCUAAGGACGUCGUCGUCGAGUGCACCGAGGAUCGCGUGAAGGUCGUCCUCGCCAACCACGCGUUACAAUCGGCGACGACGCUCGUGGACGACGACAUCGCGCACAGGAUCGACCCGGAACCCCGGGACGACGAGGAGCUGGAGCGAUCGGUGGACGGGUUCGACGUGCCGCGCGUGUACGGCGAGUGGGAGGUGUGCGACUGGGAGCCGCAGUCGCUGGGAGGGCGGCGCGUGGUUCGCGUGACGUUUCGGAAGAAAGGGCUGGGCGCCAUGACGCACUGGUGGCGCAGGGCGCUGCGCAGCGGGAAGGAGAUCGACACCGCCGCGCUGAAGUGUCGGAAGGAGGGGAAGGCGGCGGAGAGCCAGAAGAUCUGGGAGGAGGCCACCGCGGCGUUCAAGGAGAGCGUCAAGAACAGGAAGCCCAUCCCGAUCCCUUACACCGGUCCGUCGGAGGAUUCCGGCGACGACGAGAGUUGACGCGAAGGCUUCAAGUCGUGUGAAGGAAUAGAGAUACAACGUUAGGCU